Molecule: messenger RNA, 1692 nt
Organism: Sorghum bicolor (sorghum)
Lineage: Eukaryota; Viridiplantae; Streptophyta; Magnoliopsida; Poales; Poaceae
Product: extensin-2
Exons: 3
Coding region: 141-1346 (401 amino acids)
Source: RefSeq, a predicted model, not a curated record
UUGACCCACUUCACUCCAUCCCCUACCUGCUCUCGAUCCCUCAAACCUUGCAACCAUGGCAACUAUAAAUAGUCGUCCACAUCUAAAGCCAAAACCAUCCACAUCCUCUCCUGCUCUCACUUGGCAAAGCACUACUAGCUAUGAGAAUGAGCAUGACAGGCCAGCUCAAGGGUCACCUAUGGCUGGUCUUCACCAUGUUGUUCGUCACUUUUGCAAUGCAUAGCGAGGGAGCGAGCAGCUUCGCACCACCAUCUCUCUCCAUAUCACCAACAUACGAUCCAGUUAUUAAGGUGAUAGGGAAGGUGUACUGCUACAGAUGCUUCAAUGAGGCACACCCAGAUGAAUCACAUGGGAAGAAGCACCUGGAAGGAGCCAUGGUCAAGGUCACUUGUCAGGCAAAUGACCAAGCACUAGUGGCAUUUGGCUACACCAAAAGCAAUGGCAAAUACAGUGUGAUCCUUAAGGGCUUGCCAAUUAGCAACAACUAUGGGGCUGACUCGUGUAAGGUUGAGCUUCAUGGAGCACCAGGAGGAUCAGACUGCAAUGUGCCAAUUGAGUUAAAUUUGUCUGGGCUCAGUGUUUACUCCAAAUCAAGCGAGGAGGUGGUUUUUAAAGCAAACCAGAUAAUGGCAUUUGCAUCAAAGAAUACAUUUGGUUGUUCCAAACCACAGACGCAACCACCGAUCCAUCCCUACAGUUCCCCACCACUCCCUUACCAGUAUCCCUCGCCUCCGGCAAUUCACAAGUCUCCACCACUGCCUUAUCAAUAUUCACCACCACCUUCUAACCAGCUUCCACCCCCAGCAUACCAGUACCCAUCACCACCACAAAACUACUACAUUUCGCCGCCACCUUACCAACAGUCUAUGCCUCCGAAUAACUAUCAAACUCCACCAACUUCACAAGGCACCAAGUCUCCAGUACAACCCCACAAGUAUCUACCACCUCCAUACUACUACAACUCUCCACCACCACAACACCAACACAACUAUGUGCCUCCACCACUAGUUUACCAGUACCCGCCACCUCCAUACAUCAACAAGUCACCACUUCUACCAUCAUCACCGGUGACUCCAUACCACUAUAACUCUCCACCUACAUACCAGUAUUCACCACCUCCAUAUAACUACCUGUCUUCACCGCCACCUGCCCAGUAUUCCCCACCAUUACCUCCAAAUGCUCCAAAACAUCUACAUCCAAAUGCCCCCCAUGCAAAAUCUCCACCAGCAUCUCCACAACCUCUUUACCAGUACAACACCCCACCACCUCCAAAUGAUGUCAUGCCAUCGACAAUGCCACCUCUGCACUCCUACCAAUCCCCACCGCCAACGAACCAGCUAUCUUGAGCAUCGGUACCAGUUCUAUGCAAGUGACCAGGCACGAGCAAAUAAACGAAACAAGCUGAAGCCCAUGUUGAUUCUCAAGAGGAAGGAGUGUCAUAGCUGGAGCCUUCAGCUUCCAUCAGUAUUCUAUAUGUAGAGUUUGUCCAUUGCAUUAUCUAGAGUUGUUGCAGCUUUCAUUUCUUGCCUAUAGCUAUUUCAGCAAUGUAAUCAUAAGUUAAAUGAGCUUUCUUAAUAGCUCUAUCAAUCCAAUAUAUGGUGUGUACUCCUUGCGGCUAAAAAAAUUGAGCUUUCUUGUUUAUGCCCUUACUUGCCAUUUGUCAAGAAGAUGGGACGAAUCAGAAAUUCAGAA